Messenger RNA from Ctenocephalides felis (cat flea), 1113 nucleotides. RefSeq lists its product as uncharacterized. The coding region runs from base 1 to 1113 and encodes 370 amino acids. Gene Ontology annotation, cellular component: Golgi membrane; endoplasmic reticulum. The transcript has 7 exons. The record is from RefSeq and is a predicted model, not a curated record. Gene Ontology annotation, biological process: carbohydrate metabolic process; N-glycan processing. Gene Ontology annotation, molecular function: calcium ion binding; mannosyl-oligosaccharide 1,2-alpha-mannosidase activity. NCBI's taxonomy places the organism in Eukaryota, Metazoa, Arthropoda, Insecta, Siphonaptera, Pulicidae.
AUGGGUAUGGUCAGGAUCGUUUCCCAGUACACCAAACAAGAGUUCAUGUGCUUGUUAACAGAUACCCUAAGUUUACAAAACCUCAUAUCGGCUCGAGAUGACCAUUUUUAUGAAACCAGAAUGUGGUUAGAAAGGAUUAAUUUGGUGGUUGAUGAACUGGUGCAGGUUGGAGAAACUAUGCGUUGCACGUUAGGAUCACUUCUAUCAGUCUACGCCGUUUCUAGUUCAUGGAAAACAGCCAAUACAACAGAAUUGAAAUUAUACAGAGAUAAAAUCACAGAAUUGAUGGAUGGGAUGUAUCCAGCAUUUGAGAGCUUUACGGGAAUUCCCUUUCCUUUAAUCAACCCAUAUGAAAAUUUUGUUGAAUUCGUCGACCGGAACGAAGAUAUUUCUCAUUUAGAAAACUUUGGAGGAAUUCAUAUGGAAUUCUGUUAUCUGAGUCGGCUUUCAAAAAAUGACAAGUAUUGCGAAACCGCGGAGACAAUUCGAAAGAUUGUGCUCCGUAACCGUGAUGAAAUAGAAAUUCCGAAUAUUUUUCAUAUUGAAAAUAAGGAUUACAGACGGGGAGUUUGCCCACUAGGUAGUUGCUUCCACCGCCAGUUGAUUAAUUCUUCGCCAACGAGAUACACAACAUAUAAGUUAUUCAAAACUUUGCAACAAGGUUUCGAAAAGGCUAAAGCUGCUGAUUUGAUAACAUUUUAUGCCUUGUUGAGCAUGGAAGCAAAAAAAAGCAUGUUCACAGAUGUAGCCGAGAUGAUUUUGUAUUCUUAUGAAGCAGGGUUUACCGACCUAUACUACAUCAAUAAACAGGGUGUAAUGGAAAAACCUGCCCCAAAUGCAAUACAGCGAGAUGCUAUUUUGGCGCAAUCCUAUUUCUACGUAUACAGGGCAACAUCGGAGAAUAAAUAUAAGGAGUAUUGCCGUAUUAUAAUUGACAAUUUGAAAAAUGUUGUAAAACACCGUCAAGCACAAGGUUUAGAUUGGUCAUACCAGGAGGCUCGACAUAUCAUGAAGAAUCAUCCAGAAUUAUCGGUGUUGCACACGUUGAAUAACCUUCGACCUGAUGAGCCUAAAAAAAGUCCAGUCUCUAUGAAGCCUAAAAAGAAAAACUAA